This is a messenger RNA of Boeremia exigua, 921 nucleotides long. RefSeq lists its product as uncharacterized. Lineage: Eukaryota; Fungi; Ascomycota; Dothideomycetes; Pleosporales; Didymellaceae. The record is from RefSeq and is a predicted model, not a curated record. Bases 101 to 814 code for a protein of 237 amino acids. The transcript has a single exon.
AGCAUAUGGAAAAGCUUAAUGUUACACUGCUGACACUAGCAGUGAUUUCUCGACCAUAAUCACCAUUCACGUCGGAAUUAAGCCUGACCGCAAGACCUUCAUGCUGCACAGCCAUGUUCUACGUAGCAGCUCCAAUCACUUGGCCAUCGCAAUAGCUCUGCAAGGUGCAGCCGCCGAAAAGCCAAUCAACCUUCCAGACGUUGCAGUCGAGGAUUUUAUUGUCUAUGCGAAGUUUCUGUACACAGGCCUGAUGUUCACGAGGGAGCCUAAUAUCGCAGAACUCACAAGGUGUCUGCAUUUGUACAAAGUGGCAAGGCACCUAGAAGCUACAGACUUUCAGGACGCUAUAGUUGACGCUCUCAUGGAGAAUAUACUCGAGUUCCGUGCUCUCAAAGGGCAAUGCCGCUUCACAGCAAGCCAGAUUGCGACCAUUUACUCCAUGACCGAAGAAGGCUCGUCAUUACGAAGAUUCGCACAGGACCUGUGUCUACAUUCAAAGGGACCCCAUGGUUUUGAAAAGAACCGGCUGAAGGAUUUCCUGAUCGCGUUCCAACUCGAUCUCCUCACAGCUGCAGCUCCUUUUAUCACCUCGUCCGCCAAAUCGACCGACAUGCAAGAUCCGCUAGACCUCGACAAGUCCUGCAGAUAUCAUGAACACACCACUGUCGGGGUGCCUUGUUACAAGAUCAGAUAUCAGUUCAUGCCAGAUGAUCCAAUUUUUGUUACGGCAAACGUAUCAGCAGAGCACUUCCCAGUUGCCGCUAGACAGGAGACUGAACGUCCAGCGAGCGCUGACUUCGAGCUAAGGGUCUGACACGGCGAUAUUCUGCCCUCGAUGAUUAGACUGUGUACGUAAUGCAAAUGAGUUACCAGUCCAUUACGCUGCAAGGCAUAGUGAGCAUGGUUGUGACUUCGUUGGGC